AUGACCGUUAAUUAUCAUGAAGAAAACUAUAAUUGUUUAUUCGUUGAGUGUAUGGAACAUGUUCGUGCUUUAGAUUGUAGUAAAGCUUUUGAUAAGGAAGAACAGUUAAAUUCUUUAAAUAUAAUUUAUGAAUAUGUAUUAGAAUUUUUUAAUAAUUGUGAUGAAAAAAAAAAGAAAAUAUUCUGUGAUUUUUUUAGUAAGAAUUUAUUAUAUCCUUUAAACAAAUGGGUCAACGAUGAAUUUGAUGAAUGCAGAAAUUUAGUUCUAAAUAUUUAUAUGUUACUUGAACAAAAUCUUGAUAAUAUCUUACUAGAUAUCAUAUUAUUUAAAAACAUAGAAAAAGAUGAUAAUUUUAUUUUUAAUUGUAUAAAUAGGCUAAGAGAAGAUGAAAAUCAAAGAAUUAUAGAAGAUAAAGAAGAAAUAAGAUUGAAAAUAUUACAAUUUUUAUAUAAAAUUGUGAAAAGAGAUAAAAAAAAAGAUAAAAUAAUGUCUUCAAAUUUAUUAAAUUUUUAUAUUUAUUUAAAAGAUAUAUUAUCGUCAUUGUCAAUUUUAAUAAAAGAUCCAUUUCCUCUCAUAAAAAAGCUAACUUGUGAACUAUUAUGUGAACUAAUUUUUGAAAAAGAACAGAAAGAACUUAAUCACAUAUAUAGAAAAUUAUUAAAAAAUUUAUUAGAUAGUUUAAAUAUAAGACAGCAAGAUAUUCGUGAACUUAUUUUAAAAUGCUUAAAAAAAUUAAUGUGUUAUGAUACUAAUAGAGAGUUUCUUAAUAAUGUUUCAGAAUGUUUAAAGAAGUUAUGUAAAAAUAAGUCACAUAAUGUCUUAUUUGAAAUUGUAAACUGUAUUAAAGUAUGGUUUUUAAACAUAAAAGAUUUUAAUAACAAUGAAAAAGCAAAGUUAACAUAUAUUAUCCUUAUGUGCAUAAAUGCACAUAUAUCUCCUUCUUUUAAUGAGCAUUGCUACAAUGCGUUAGAAGUAAUAGCAAAAUAUACAUUUAAUUCUUCUAAUAAAUUAAAUAAAAUUUUAGAUGAUAAAGACACAUGUAUAAACAACAGUGAGAAUUUUAAAGAACCAAAAAAAAAUGAAAUCAUAAAAAGUGAUAAAUAUGAAGAAUUAGAAGAUAGCAUUCAUAUAAGUAGGAAAAAAAAUAGUUCAAAUAAAAGAAUGAAUGAAGAUAAAAUAUUCGAAGAUUGUGAAGGUUUUAUAAAUAUUAGUAAAUUAUUUUAUAUACCUGCUCCAUUUAGUAGAAUAUCAAUAAAUAUUCACAAAUUUUUUUGUGAAAUUAAAAAAGAAUUAUUUUAUGAAAUUAUGGAUAAUGAGAAGAAUUCUUGGUCAGAAGGGGAAAAAGAAUUUGCAAAUAUUAUUACCAUGUUUUUAAUAUUUACUUAUAAUGACAAUUUUUAUUUUAUUAAACACAUUUUAUCAUUUUUAUAUAAAUCAUUAACAUCAUUUAAAUAUAUUGAUUAUCCUUCAACUCCAUUAUUGAUCAACGAUUUAUUAGAAUUACAUCAAGAUAAUGCUGUAGACACACUUGAGAAGUAUUGCUACGAAUAUGAGUCAUUUUUAUUUUUGAGAAAAUUUGUUAAUUUAAUUAUAACAUGUGGAUAUUUAAUGCCUUUAGAAAUUGUUAUUUUUGAAAUAGCACAUUUAUUAUUAGGUGAUAACAUUAAAAAUAUUUUAAUAAAUUUUUAUAAAUUUCAUAACCUAUCAAACGAAAAAGUGUAUUGUAAGAACAACCCAAAUAAUUGCAAGGAAUGUAAAGCUGAAACAGAUGCUUAUUUUUUUACAGAAGAUUAUAUUUUUUUAAAUAUAAAUUACCAUAAAUAUCAUCAAAAAAAUUAUGAAAAAAAAAGUAUCCAUGAAAGGAAGGAUAUUAUUAUAGAAGAUCAUUAUAACAGGAAUAGAGAACUUAAUAAAAAAAAUAUAGCUUAUCAAACAGAUGAUCAAAGUGAAAAAAUACAUAAUGAACCUGAACAGACAGAAAAAAAAAAUGAAAAUAUUAACAAAAAAGAAGAGAAAAAAAACGAUGUUAAUAAUAUAACAGAAAAUAAUAAAAAAAAAAUUUUUCUUUUUGAAAGAAUAAAUAAUGAUGUGUACAAAUUACCAGAGUAUUUUUGUGAUAAUGAAAAUUGCACUGCAAUAAUUUAUGAAAAUAAAAAAAUUAUCUUUAUAAUCCUAUCUCAAAUUUUAGCUGGUUUUUACUUAAACGAUUUAUCAUUAAGUAAACUAGAUGAUGCAUAUAUAAACUUCAUUUUAUUUUUAAUAAAUGAAAAUAUCAAUUAUGAAAAUGUUGAUUCAUUUCCAUAUAUUUUAUUAACUUUAAAAUAUUUAAUAAAUAUAAUGAAAAAUGAAUGCAAAAAUUAUAGUAAUGUUUUAUUUCAUUUUUUACUUAUUUUGCAAUCAGAUAACCAUUUUUGUUCUCUUUCUGAAAUAAAUAAAUUAAUUGAAACAGUACAAUUUUACAGUGACAAACAAGUGGUUCAUUUUUAUAAUGAUGAAUAUAUUUAUUUCAUAAAAAAUCUUCAAAAUAUAAUAGAUUUUAAUGAUUUUAAAAAUUUUAAAUAUAAUAUAGAAUUUUUAAAUAUAUUAUUACGUAACAUAAGUGACUAUAUUGUUAUGGAAUACUCGAGCUAUUUAAUGGAAUUUUUACAUGUUAUAAUUACAUAUGAAUUAAAACCAUUUAUCAAAUCAGAAUUUUUAUUAUUUAUAAAUUUUUUUUGUUCAAAAAAUAUAUUUCCUAACUUUUUUUUAGCAAACUCUCAAGAUAUUUUACAAAAUAUAUUAUUACCAUUAUGCAUAUGGAAAAGCGGAUUAGGUGAAGCAGAAAUAAGAAAAGGAUCUUUACUUUGCAUAAAAUCAUUGUUUAUAAAUAAAUUAUUCGAUAUUAAAAUAUUUCAAAAUAAUAUAUUAAUUGAAAAUUUAGUUUGUACUCUUAAAUCGUCAAUUGAUGACAUAUGGAAUAAUGAAAAUAGAGUAAUUUCUAUUUCUAUAAUUGGAGAACUUGUAAAACAUUUGAAUAGCAAUAAUAUACUACUUGAUUUAUUAGAUAAUUUACUAAAAUUAUUAGAUGACUCAAAUAUAUCAAUUCGAAAAUAUUCAGCAAUAUCUUUAUAUUCUCUUUUUCAAAAUAAAUAUUUGAGUUUAUCUGAUGAAAAAUGUGAACAUAUUUUUCCAAUAUUAUUAUUGCAUAUGGAUGAUGAUUAUUCGAAAAUUAGUGAAAUUAUUUAUCAUAUAUUGAUGAUAGCAAAAAAUUUUAAUAAUAAAAUAUUCUUGAAGCAUGCAAAAGAUUCAACUGAGAAUUCAUUACAUGCAAAAUCAUUUAAAGAAGAUUUGAUGAAAUAA
Messenger RNA from Plasmodium gallinaceum, 3339 nucleotides. RefSeq names its product conserved Plasmodium protein, unknown function. The coding region runs from base 1 to 3339 and encodes 1112 amino acids. Lineage: Eukaryota; Apicomplexa; Aconoidasida; Haemosporida; Plasmodiidae. The transcript is spliced from 4 exons. The record is from RefSeq and is a predicted model, not a curated record.